Molecule: messenger RNA, 1263 nt
Organism: Cornus florida
Lineage: Eukaryota; Viridiplantae; Streptophyta; Magnoliopsida; Cornales; Cornaceae
Exons: 1
Coding region: 1-1263 (420 amino acids)
Molecular function (GO): zinc ion binding
Source: RefSeq, a predicted model, not a curated record
AUGUGGAGUGGCUUUAAAGCAGGCUGCAGGCCAUUUGUAGGGCUAGAUGGUUGUUUUUUAAAAGGGCCAUAUAGAGGACAGUUGUUAAGUGCUGUUGGUAGGGACCCAAAUGAUAGUUAUUACCCAAUUGCUUUUGCAGUGGUGGAUGUUGAGUCAAAAGUCACUUGGCAGUGGUUUAUUAAUGAGUUGAUGGCAAUCAUUGGUCCCCCUUAUCAAUUAACUUUUAUCUCUGACAGACAAAAAGGAUCGGUUGAUGUGUUAGAUAGGUUGUGUGAGAAUACUGACCAUAGGUUUUGUGUUAGACAUAUGUAUGAAAAUUUUAGGAAGAAAUUUCUAUGUCUUAGAUUGAAAACUGAAUUCUUGAAUGCUUCUAAUGGAUUUACACUUGAGGUAUUCAAGAAUCACAUGACAAACAUUAAGAAGAUGAACAAUGAUGCUUUUGAGUGGCUGAACAGAAUCCCUCACCAUUUAUGGUCCAAGUGUGGCUUUAUAGUGGACUCAAAGUGUAAUUUAAAUAGCAAUAACAUGUGUGAGUUUUGGAAUAGGCAAAUUCUAGAGGCCAUGAGCAAACCAUUGAUUUACAUGUUUGAAAUGAUAAGGAGGUGCUUAUUAAAAAGGUGUAAUAAUAAGAGAGAAUACAUGGAAGACCAACAUGGUCUUUUACGUCCAAAGGUGCAGGAUGAAGUGGAUAAACUGAGGCUGAAAUCUAGAAAAUGUCGUGUACAGCCUGCAGGACCACAAUUAUAUGAGGUUGACAGUAAUGGAGAGAAUGAUGCAGUUGAUAUGGCAAAUAUAAAAUGCAGUUAUAGGGUUUGGGAGGUCACUGGUAUACCUUGUAUACAUGCAACAGCUGUUAUCAAUUCUAGGAGAGGCAAUAUUGAAGACUAUGUGAGUCAUUACUACCACAUGGAGACACACCUUAACAUAUAUGCACACAUUGUGAAGUCACUUUGUUUGAGAAAAAUUCUGAACAUUGAAAGAUAUCUUCAAAUACUCCCACCAUUGAGAGAAAAACCAAAAAUGGGAAGGCCAAUAAAGCAAAGAAUAAAAAGUGCUGAAGAACUGAGAGAUAUCAAAGCUAAAAAGGUUGGUUUUGGGAAAUGGAACUUUCAAGUGAGGUGUGGAAAGUGUAAGAUGGAAGGGCACAAUGUCGGAAGCUGCAAGAAUGAUGCAGCACUUCCUAAACCACCAAGAGGCAAAGGUGGAAGGCCUUCUUUGAAAAGAACUGGGAUGUUUGUGGGAGAAAGUAGCAGUGGGGGAUGA